This is a messenger RNA of Cuscuta epithymum, 1575 nucleotides long. The record is from the annotation of a GenBank genome assembly. Lineage: Eukaryota; Viridiplantae; Streptophyta; Magnoliopsida; Solanales; Convolvulaceae.
AAACGAUUUCUUCCUUUCUUCAUUCUGUAAACACUAAUAUGGUAUCAGAGCUUAUCUUCCGCUUCAUCUUCUAACAACCAAAACACCGCGAUUCAUCUCAGCUUUUCGAUCAGAACCAUGCCGAAUUCUGAUCAAUCAAACCUUCCAGAUCAUCUCAUCAAUCCAUCAAAUCCUUUAUUUCUUCAUCCUGUUGAAAAUCCAGCUUUAAUCCUCGUUACACCACUUCUAUCAGAAAACGAUUUCCAACAAUGGAAAUAUGACAUACUUGUAGCCCUAGAAACGAAGAACAAGGAUAAAUUUGUCCUUGGAACUAUUCCUUGUCCAAGUAUCACUGAUUCAACAUACGAAGCAUGGAGAAGAUGCAACAAAAUGGUAAUGUCAUGGCUUACUCCCUCUAUGACUUCUUCAAUACGACAAUCUGUGAUGUGGAUUGACUUUGCUUCGGAAGUUUGGAAAGACCUUUGUAGUCGCUUUUCACAUGGAAACAAAUUCAGAAUUGCUGAUUUACAGGAGUAUUUGCAGAACUGUAAGCAAGGUAAUCUGACUGUAUCUGAAUAUUACACACAAUUGCAGAUUAUAUGGAAGGAAUUGACUGUGUACAAAGUUGUGUUGAAAUGCUCUUGUUCUGAAACAUGCUCAUGUGGUAUUCUUGCUAAAAUACAAAAAGAGCGCGAUGAUGAUUGUAUUAUCAAAUUUCUGAGAGGUUUAAAUGAUGAGUUUGCUCAAGUAAGAUCUCAGAUAAUGCUUAAUGAUCCUUUGCCUAAGUUGACCAAGACUUUCUCACUUGUUCUUCAACAAGAACGUGAGUUUGGAAAUCAAAAUAUGGCUAAUCCUCAAGAAACUGCAGCCCUUGCUACCUUUACCAAUGACUCCAAUCAUAACCAAACUGGUAGAUGAUGAUUUUCCAAUUCGCGUGGUGGUGGACGCUCAGGACGAGGAAAUAAUGGUGGAAGAAACAACAAAUAUUGAACCAAAUGCAAGAAAACUAAUCACACUGUUGAUGCUUGCUUCCAUAUCUAUGGAUUCCCACCUGGAUAUACGACCAAUGGAAAAACAUCAUCUGCAUCUUCUGUCAACACAACUGAUUCUAUGAAUGAUCUGCAACUUAACAAUUCUGGACAGGAGGAAUUGAAACCUGAGACAAAUUAUAGUUUCUCUAAGCACCAAUAUCAGGCAUUACUGGCUUUAAUCCAACAACCUCAGAACCAUUCUUCGUCUAUCAACUCUGCACAUACCAAUCUGAAAGAAUCACGUACCAACUCAUAUCAAAAUUCUUGGAUUCUUGACAGUGGUUCCACUGAUCAUAUUUGUCCUUCAAAAGAAAACUACCUUGAAGAUGAUUGGAGCAGCUAAAUAGAUUGGUGGCUUGUUUCAGCUUUUUCUACAUGAUGAUUUCUUUGUUAAUUCUGUUACAAAUGACUCUUGUAAUUCUGUCUUAGUUGAGAACAGUAGAAUUUCAGAUUAUGGUAGUGUUUGGCAUGCCAAAUUAGGGCAUCCUUCAAAUAAAGUUCUUGAAACCUUGUCUUCCCAAUAUAUUUCAAUAAAGUUUCAUAAAAUCCAUGCUUGUGAUGUAUG